AUGCGUAAAUCACCUUUCAAUGAUGCGCAACGAGACUCUCUCGAAAUGUCAUUAACUCUCAAUACCUCUGCGCCCGCUUCUCCCGCUAUCUCCCUCUUCUCCGUCCUUGGUCAUAAUCGGGUCUCCAGCUCCGUUUCCUCGCUGGUUUCAUCUGGUCCGCUGGGCAACUCGAUGGACAGCCCGAGCAGGAGUCACUUGACCGGGGUCAAGGAGGAGCCCAUUGUUCGCGACUCAUUCGAAGAUCAAUACUUUCAACAUUUUGACUUUGCCGAUGAAUCGUGCUUCCUGAUGGACCCCUCUGAUAGCUAUGAUCUCAGCGACAGCUGCGUUGACUUCCCUGCAACCAAGCGCCGCUCAGAUAGCGCGUCAAUGAAGGGGGUCUCGCGUAUCAAUUCGCAUAUCUCGACUAUGUCAACUCGAUGGAAUCGCAGACAUGCAUCGGGAAGCCCCGAGCGUGACGGAUUCCCAGAUGAUUUGCGAUCGCGAGCUAAUUCGGCGGCUUCCUCCGCUCUGGCAAGCCCUAUCGCCAGGCCCAUCACGCGGACGAUCUUCGAGGAGCGCAUGAGCGAUUCCAAUGUGCGCCCUAUCGAUAUUACCCGGGCCAAUAGUCUGAGCGAGGACGACAAUGACGCCUUGCAAGCAACCACUCCGCUUCUCCCGCCUCUUCUGGGCGACGACCCGACAAGCCUGGCCGCGUCGCGAGUUCAGUCUCCUUUGCAGUCUCCCUCCGUUGCGGAUGUGAGCCAGUCCGACCAGCACUAUAUGACAUCAUUUCAUGGUUUCGCUGGGGUUCCUUCGCCGCCACUCUCGUCAAAGCCAUCGGUUGCGUCGUUUUCUCGGCCUCGUACCAAUACUUGCCGAACGGUUUCGGGUGAUUCCGCCCCAUUUGUUCUCUCGGAUCCCAAUGACGAAUGGGCUAGCAAGUUGGGCCACGCCAAUUUCACCAUUCAGCCCGAACCCUACCGACCUGUGGCCUGCGAUAUUGACCAUUUCCACCAGCUGCGUGCGGACUGGGAUGUUGCGCGCUGCAACUUUGCCAAGCACCUCGUGCGCACGGGCGAGCACUAUGGCGUCACCUCCAACAUCUACAAGCUCACCGGCGAGAAGUGGGAAUGCAUCAACGACCAGUGGAGAGGGGAACACGAGUCCAUGCUCAGCCAACUUGGCUCCGUGGACGGUGUAGCCCUCACCCUGACUCAAUCUAAUCUCCGUCCCCGCGAGCAAGUCUGCAUCCCAGGCCUGCACGACAACGCCAAGUUCCCCGAAAUGGGAGACGAAGAUAUUGUUGGGCCGAUGAGCGUCGCUCCCGCGACUGACAUCGCCGGCACGUGCCGAUCAACCCCAAUGAAGAAGCGCAAUCUCUUCCGCUUCUUCCAAGAUCUCGUCUCCCGCUCUUGA
This is a messenger RNA of Penicillium maclennaniae, 1398 nucleotides long. RefSeq lists its product as uncharacterized. Bases 1 to 1398 code for a protein of 465 amino acids. The record is from RefSeq and is a predicted model, not a curated record. NCBI's taxonomy places the organism in Eukaryota, Fungi, Ascomycota, Eurotiomycetes, Eurotiales, Aspergillaceae. The transcript is spliced from 3 exons.